AGUUCUUAAAAAGUCUUUUAUUACUAUAAUAUUUUUUAAAAAUUUCCUAAAAACAUUAAAAAAAAUAUUACGAAUUAAAAUUAAUCAAAAUCGUUAUAUGUAAUAUCUUUUGAUUUGACUUUUAUCGUUAUAUUUAAAAUAUUUUUGCGAUAAGCAGUGAAAUUAAUUAUUUUCAAGAUAAUACGACGAAAAUUUUUCGAAAAUAAAAAAUCAAUAACGUAUUAGGAGUAAAACAAUUUUCAAAAAUAUUCUCAAACAUACUACAAAAAGGGAAAUACAUUUCCGCGUUAUAGUCUUAUACUAUGUCUUAGAUUAAAUUUUGGAUAAAAUAAAAAAAAAUUAAAUUUGCUUUUAAAAACAAGUGCCCUUUUAUGUCGGGAUUAUUUAAGAAAAAUUAAAUGAGCAAAGUGUUUGUUUUUGAAAUUUUUAUUGUGUCAUGUCUUUGGAAGAUCCAUUUUUUGUUGUUAAAGACGAAGUUUUUAAAGCUUUAAACAAAACACGAGGUCUUUAUUUGAGGUGGAGAGAAUUAGGUGAAGCAAACGGUUCCCAAGAAGCUGAAUGGACAACUACUGAAUUGAGAAAUUCGUUAAGAAGUAUUGAAUGGGACCUUGAAGACUUGGAAGAUACAAUUUCUAUUGUAGAAAAAAAUCCAACUAAAUUUAAAAUAGAUAAUAGGGAAUUAUCAAGUCGCCGGCAUUUCAUUGACGCUACCCGAGAUGAAGUCAAAUCGAUGAAAGAAAAAAUGAACUACGGUUUAAACCGUAACAGAGAUCGUGAUAUUACAGCAAGACAACCCUUAUUGGAUAAUAAUAACGAAACAAAUAAUAACAUAAAUUGUACAACAACUGUUAAUAGCUUGGCAACAACUGUAGUAAGUGGUAAUUCAAUUGCUAAUACAAUUGGUACAAUGGCGUCUCGACAUGGUGGUACUAAAUAUUCUAAAUUGGAAAAUACAUUGGAUAGUCCCGGUCAUUAUGCAACAUUGGACAGUCCAUCACAUAAAUUUAUUGGUGAAAAUGUUUCAGUACAACAGCGAAUGUUUCAAACUCAAGAUGAACAAUUGGAUGUUAUUAGUGAUUCAAUCGGUACAUUAAAGACUGUCUCGCGGCAAAUUAAUGUCGAAUUAGAUGAACAAGCUGUAAUGUUAGAUGAUUUUGGAAAUGAGUUGGAUGCAACAGAAUCAAAGUUAGAUUCAACAAUGAAAAAGGUUGCCAAAGUAUUACACAUGAAUAAUGAUAAACGUCAGUGGGCUGCUAUAGGUAUUCUCUUAGUACUUUUAUUAAUUAUAAUAGUUCUAUUUAUUAUACUGUAAAAUAA
Molecule: messenger RNA, 1317 nt
Organism: Condylostylus longicornis
Lineage: Eukaryota; Metazoa; Arthropoda; Insecta; Diptera; Dolichopodidae
Product: syntaxin-6
Exons: 5
Coding region: 437-1312 (291 amino acids)
Biological process (GO): intracellular protein transport; Golgi vesicle transport
Cellular component (GO): membrane
Molecular function (GO): SNAP receptor activity
Source: RefSeq, a predicted model, not a curated record